Oryza brachyantha (malo sina) is the source of this 508-nucleotide messenger RNA. RefSeq lists its product as uncharacterized. Lineage: Eukaryota; Viridiplantae; Streptophyta; Magnoliopsida; Poales; Poaceae. Bases 1 to 459 code for a protein of 152 amino acids. The record is from RefSeq and is a predicted model, not a curated record. The transcript has 3 exons.
AUGGAAUUGAAGUUGGUUGUACCAUCUUCUCGCAAGCUUUGCAGUGAUCCAGAUACUUCUACCCUUAAAAAAACUGACGAUAGAUAUAGUGCCAGGCCACGCAAGUUUGAGUUGCCUAAAGAGGUUCUAAUGCUCAGACUGAAGCAUGAUGUCAAGAUCUUGGAAAUUGCACUGCGCGUGUACGCUAACUCUUUGAUUAGGUGGUGUGAUGCUGACCUAGAAUUUGUGGAAUUGAAAGAAAGGAGUGUUUUUUUCGAAUGUGGUGGACCUUGGAACGAAUUCAUACACUUCAACUUUUUGGUGAAAUGUUCAGAUGGCACUACUAAUUUGUUCUUUGUUGAGGCACAUCCCAACUGCAAACGGGAGGGCGGCAUUUUUCUGUGCUGCCCUUUGGAAGAGAAUGACACUGGUAGCAUAAUAUAUAAUUUAUCGCUUUUUUGUGAAAACAUGGCAGGAUAAUUAUAGUCUCUUCCUUUUCUUUUCUUAGAAUAUGCACUAAUUGUUUCUU